CUCCGCCGAUACGCUCCUUUAAGCUCCCUUCGCUGAUCGUUCUCGACAAAGCGCCGGCCUCUCCUCCCCGCCCCUCUCCCCCUUCGGGACUCUUACCGCUCAUUCAGCACACGGAGCCUGCUUGUCAUUCCGCACCAUGUACGGUUACUCAUCGUCGUCUGACACUGACGAUGAGUACUACUACCGCAAACAUAAGGGGGCCGCCCCCACGAACAACAACUCGAACGAUGCCAACAAGAAGAAGAAGAAGCGCAAGCUGCCGCCGCAGCAGAGCAUCAACCGUAUAUGGAAGCGCUUCAGCAACAAGCGUUUCAACAAGGCCCUCGCCGUUCUUCCCUUCGACCCGGUCCUGCCUCCCGUCCUCUGCGACCGGUCCAACGAACUGUUGACCGCCGGCUACGAGCGUGCCGUGGAGGAAUGUCGUCGAAAGGUCCAGAAGAUCAUCCAAGAAUGCCGGAGGGUGAACACGCGAUACCGCGAUCCUGGCUGGGAUAUUGACUGGGACCUGAAGAUGGAGAAGGGCCACUGUCUGAACAGCCUCGGCCGGAACAAAUUCGAUUUGAGCAUGUCGUCAAUGAUGAACCCGAAUUCGGUCGUGCCGAAAGCGGUCAAGCGCGUCCACGAGAUCUUCGAGAACCCGACAUUCUUGGCCAACGUUAGCGGUUCCGACGUCAAGCAGGGCAGCCUGGGCGACUGCUGGCUGAUGUCCAGCCUUUCGGGUCUGGCCAAUGUCAAGGAUGGCAUCAGGCGUAUCUGCGUCGAGUGGGACACCAGAAUCGGCAUCUACGGUUUCGUCUUCUACAGAGACGGAGAAUGGAUUUAUUCCAUCAUCGACGACAAGCUCUACCUCAAGUCGCCGUGCUGGGAUUCGCCAAGUUUGCAGCGCGACCUUCUGCAGCAGAUUGACCGUGAAGACGUCGAGCGCGUCUAUCGCAAGACGUAUCAGACGGGCUCCAAGGCGCUUUUCUUUGCGCAGUGCAAAGACCAGAACGAGACCUGGGUGCCCCUGAUCGAGAAGGCCUAUGCCAAGGCCCACGGGGACUACCUGUCCUUGUCCGGUGGUUGGAUCGGUGAGGGCCUGGAGGAUCUCUCCGGCGGUGUCACCACCGAGCUUCUUGCCUCUGAUAUUCUCGACCUGGACAGUUUCUGGGAAAACGAGCUGAGCAAGGUCAACGAAGAGUUCCUCUUCGGUUGCAGCACCGGCCUUCUCGAUGGCGGUUACGGUGACCGCGACGGCAUCGAGGAAGGUCAUGCAUACCUCGUGAUGGAGGCGCGGACGCUCAAGAACGGAACUCGCCUUGUCAAGCUGAGGAACCCAUGGGGCAUGAACAAGAAGGGCCUCUGGGAGGGUGCCUGGUCUGACGGUUCCAAGGAGUGGACGACCGAGGUGCAGGAAGAGUUGAACCACCAAUUCGGCAGCGAUAGCGUCUUCUGGAUUUCGUACGAGGACAUGCUGCGCAAGUAUCAGCACUUUGACCGCACCCGCCUGUUCCGCGACCCCGACUGGCGCUGCUGUCAAAGGUGGAUCGGCGUCGACGUGCCGUGGAAGCCACAGUACCACGAGAAGUUCCACAUCAAGCUGACGCGCGAAGGUCCCCUGAUCAUCGUCCUGAGCCAGCUUGACAACCGCUAUUUCAGGGGCUUGCAGGGCCAGUACACGUUCCGCUUGCAGUUCCGUGUUCACGAGCAGGGCCGCCCGGACCCCGAGGACUACAUUGUCCGUAGCCAUGGCAACUACCUGAUGAGCCGCUCCGUGUCGGUCGAGCUGCCGUCGAUGCUCCCGGGCACAUACAGUGUCUUCAUCAGCGUUGCUGGCGAGCGCAACCCCGACGUCCCGAGCGUUGAGGAGGUCGUCAAGCGUGAGUGCAAGAAACGGGUCGAGAAUGAGAAGCUUGCCCAGGUGGGGUAUGCGUAUGAUCUCGCCCACAGCAAGGGUGCCGCUCACCUCGAGGCGGUCAAGAAGGCGCGCAAGAAGGCAGAUCAGAAAAAGGCUAGCGAGGCUCGUCAGAAGGAGCGCCACCGCCUAUGGGAGAAGCGACACCUCAACCGCCAGAUCACGAAGAAGCAGGGCCGAAAGAACAACCAGAAGCUCGAGGCCAAGCAGGCAGCUCGCGAGGAGAAGAGGCGGAAGGCCGAGGAGCUGAAGCCUCAGGACAAGGGCGUGCAGACCGAGGAGCCAAAGCAGGACAAGCCGGAGGAGGACAAGGAGCAGGCAAAGGGUGCCGCAUCUGAGGAGAAGCCCAAGGCUGAAGGCAAGGCCGAUUCCGAGGCCAAGAAAGAGGACAUGCAGACGCAGGGCGGUGAUAAGGCCGAUGAUGGGGACGACUCGCCCGACUCGACUCCGAUAGCCACGCCCGUCGAAACUCCCACCACAGAGACGGCCUCGCAACUGGCGGACAAUGCCGACGGGACGGGAGAUUCGGAGAGCAAGCCGGAAGAGAAGGCCGGUUCCUGCGCCGGCUCCGACUCCUCCGGCAGCCCAUCUCCCACUCCGAAGACCGACGCUUCUUCCACGCCCAGCCCCGACGUCAAGGACAAGGACACGGAAAAGGUGCCGGUUCCGCCCGUCGACGAGUCCAAGGUGUCCGGUGGGCCGCCUCCUCCGCCGGCGGCGGCGGAGAAGAAGGCUCCCAACAUGUACGUCACUUCGGACGGCGAGUCGAGUGCGUCGCCCAUCUCGGACUGGGAAGAGCUCUACAGCAGCGACGACAUGUCGCGCAAGCCGCGCAUGGCCGCGCCGGCCCCGCCGAACACCGCCACGGUCAGCAAGUACCACGACGAGACGGAGGACGAGAACGAGCCGGACCCGUGGAACGCCAUCGCCAUCGUGGGGCUGCGCGUCUACUCCAAGGACGAGGACCUCGAGCUGCGCGUCGUCAUGGAAGGCGGCGAGCUCCUGGAGGGCGGCAUGGGCGAGAAGGGCGGCGUGGAUCUCGACAACGCGCAGGCCAACGCUGGCGGCGCGCGGACGACGACGCGCCCGGACAAGAAGUCCGAGGAGGAGGAAGAAGAGGAUGCCGAAGCGUACGAGGGUGACAGCGAAGUCGAGAAGAAGAAGAAGGAGAAGAUGAUGGGGAAGAAGGGGAAGAAGAAGGACAACGACGGAGACGGGAGCGAGGGUGAGGGUGUCGCCGACAAGGAGCAGGCGGUGGUGGAUGACGGGAUGGCGCCGUACGCGGUCAUCGUGCAGAAGGGCAAGGGCGACGAGGAGUACGAGACGGCUGCUGAGACCUUGAUGGACUAGCGGC
This is a messenger RNA of Thermothelomyces thermophilus ATCC 42464, 3248 nucleotides long. RefSeq lists its product as uncharacterized. The record is from RefSeq and is a predicted model, not a curated record. Gene Ontology annotation, cellular component: cytoplasm. The transcript has 3 exons. Gene Ontology annotation, biological process: proteolysis. Lineage: Eukaryota; Fungi; Ascomycota; Sordariomycetes; Sordariales; Chaetomiaceae. The coding region runs from base 137 to 3244 and encodes 1035 amino acids. Gene Ontology annotation, molecular function: calcium-dependent cysteine-type endopeptidase activity.